UGCAUACUUAUCCAUUUCUCUUGCCUUCGCAGCCACACACUGAGAAAGGCCACCUCGAUCAUCGUCUCUUAUUCUCUCUCGCGAAUAAACCGAGAAAUAUUUUCAAACCAAAAUCAUCGUACGACGUCCAGCAAUAUCUCCUCCUACCUCUGCGAUCCAACAUGGACUUGGCUAUGAAGCUUCACUACAUCAAAGGGAUCUACUUUUUCAAAAGUGAUGCAGUUAAGGGGCUUACGGUGAAUGACUUAAAGAAGCCUAUGUUCCAACUGCUCCAACUAUACUUCGCCGUCUCUAGGAGAAUCCGGAGAUCCAGAACAAGCCGGCCUUUCCUCGUGUGUAACGACGGCGGUGUAAGAACUGUGGAGGCAUGUUGUGACGAAGCCAUUGAUGAAUGGUUGGCCAUGGCUGUGGAGGAUGAUUCUGUAUUUGAUGGCCUGGCUUAUAAUCAAGCACUUGGUGAUCCUGAUCUUGGUUUCUCUCCUUUGGUCUUUGUACAGAAAUAGCAUGCUCAACACGUAUGGCCGACUAGUCCACUGUGCUUGCCUUGAAUUCCGCCGUACUUCGCCGUGAAAUCCGCCUAGCCCAACCGCCUAGCUUGUUCCACCCAGCCGCCUAGGUGCCCGCCUAG
This is a messenger RNA of Rosa chinensis, 628 nucleotides long. RefSeq names its product protein ECERIFERUM 26-like. Bases 162 to 503 code for a protein of 113 amino acids. Lineage: Eukaryota; Viridiplantae; Streptophyta; Magnoliopsida; Rosales; Rosaceae. The record is from RefSeq and is a predicted model, not a curated record. The transcript is spliced from 2 exons.